Messenger RNA from Trypanosoma grayi, 306 nucleotides. RefSeq names its product basic transcription factor 3a. The coding region runs from base 1 to 306 and encodes 101 amino acids. The transcript has a single exon. Lineage: Eukaryota; Euglenozoa; Kinetoplastea; Trypanosomatida; Trypanosomatidae. Gene Ontology annotation, cellular component: cytosol; nascent polypeptide-associated complex. The record is from RefSeq and is a predicted model, not a curated record.
AUGCCUGCCAUCACGCAAGAGAUGCUGCGCAAGCGCGCGGAGUUUGUGCGCACCGGUGGCCGCGGCUCUGUGCGCCGCACCGUGAAGACGGCCCACCGCACCACUGGUGACGAGAAGAAGGUGCAGACGGUGCUGAAGCGCCUCGGCGUGACGCCCUUCAACGAGAUCGACGAGGCCAUCUUCUACCGCCAGGACGGCUCCGUCUUCUUCUUCGACAAGCCGAAGGUGCAGGCCUCCAUGCAGUCGCAGUGCUUCGUCGUGUCAGGCCCGUACGAGACGAAGGACGCCAGCGAGGUCGCCAAUUAA